AACGAGAGUGGGAAGUGACACAACACCACACACAGUGGGCUCGCACGCACAGCAGACAAGCUGACACUCCACUCACACCCCACUCCGCUAACACACACACUCACUCCUGUGUACUCAACGAAGAGCGAAAACAAUCACACGUAUCAACAACAACAAGCACGCUUUAACAAAUCGUGCGCUGCACUCAUCACACGCUAUUCCUGCACACAAGACCACUCGUAUACAGCAGCAAUGCAAACACUCGGCGUUCUACACUCUUAUACAUAUAUCUGAUCAUACGCGAGACCCAUAGCCACUUAUAUUAUAUAGAAUAUACAGCCAGACACUUAGCGAACAGAGACACACACGCGCAUGUUAUGCGCGCACUCUAGACGCAGCGACACAAGCGUAGUCAUACAUACACAAUGUCUGCUACACGAGAGUAGACUGACCACACACUCACACGAGACACACACACACACUAGACACACACACCACACUAGAUACACACACACACUAGACACACACACUCACACUAAAACACUCACACUAGACACACACUAGACACACUCACACUAGACACACACACUCACACACACUCACACUAGACACACACACUAGACAAACACACACUCACACACACUCACACACACUCACACGAGACACACACACACACACUAGACACACACACACCACACUAGAUACACACCACACUAGUCACACACACACUCACACUAAAACACUCACACUAGACACACUCACACUAGACACACACACUCACACACGCUCACACUAGACACACACACACCAGACACACUCACACUAGACACACACAUACACUCCACACACACACCACACACCACACACCACACACACACUAGACACACACCACACACCACACACACACCACACGAUACACACACUCACACGAGACACACACACACACUCACACCACACACACACCACACACCACACACACACACUAGACACACACACACACCACACACACACACUAGACACACACACACCACACUAGACACACACUCACACCACAAACACACCACACGAUACACACACGAGACACACACACACCACACUCACACGAGACACACACACACUACACACACACACUAGACACACACCACACGAGACACACACACACCACACUCACACGAGACACACACUCACACCACACACUCACACUAGACACACACAUCACACACACACCACACACUCACACGAGACACACACACACACCACACUACACACACACCACACCACACGAGACACACACACACCACACUACACACACGAGAAACACACCACACUACACACACACUCACACGAGGCACACGCACACACACCACACUACACACACGAGACACACACCACACUACACACACCACACACCACACUACACACACGAGACACACCACACUACACUACACACACACACCACACACUACACACAAACUCACACGAGGCACACGCCGUCUAUUCUCGCUCGACGUCUUCACCUCCUGCGCCGCUGUGAGAAGUCAGAGGGAGAGUCGUGGUCUCAUCUGGAUCCCAGGCGACUCAUUCAGACAGCACAGUGCCCGUGAUGACAGCAACUCGGCACUGAGCAGAGGAGGAGCCGGGAGGAGACCUCCCGUCAUCGUCGAACAACAACGUCGUCUCCGUCGUCGUCCUCGCCACCUCCGUCCUCUUCACGAUGAGGCGGCUGCUGGUGCUGACUGUUGCCCUGCUGCUCAUCGACUCUGUCGCGCUCGCUGUGGGGUCGCGGGAGGGCACGACGCCGCACCUCCCCUACAGGACCCGGAGAAGUCUGUCGGCGGGGAGGCCGCUGCUCUCGUGCCCGCGGGGCUGCUCCGUCUGCUCGGCCGCCAACGGCUGCCUGCUGUGCGCGCCGCGCCUCUUCUUCCACCUGCAGCGCGUGGGCAUGCGCCACCUGGGCCAGUGCCUCCUCGCCUGCCCCGCCGGACACUACGGACAGCGCAGCGCCAUCGCGCACCGCUGCAUGCGCUGCCAGGUCCCGCACUGCGACAGCUGCUUCGGCCACUCGUUCUGCACGCGCUGCUCACGCGGACACUUCCUGCACCGUGGCCGCUGCGGGAGCGGCUGUCCCAGCGGACACGAGGGCGACAACCGCACGCAGGACUGUCUCCCCACAGUGGACUGCGAGGUGUCCACGUGGGGAGCAUGGUCCGCGUGCGAACGGAGGGGGAAGACGUGCGGCUUCAAGUGGGGGGCCCAGGAGAGGAGACGUGGUGUGACCAGGGCCCCCUCCCCCCAAGGGCAGCACUGCCCGCCACUCGAGCAGACUCAGCGCUGCCUCGUGCAGCCCAGGUUUUGCCCCGGGGACGAGCUGGGGCCGCUAAGGCAGAAGAUGCGUUUGGAGCAGAAGAAGAGAAGAGGGUUCACGGUGACGAGGAAAUUCGAGGUCGAGCCCUGACAUCAACCCUGCCACAACAGCCACAACAACCACAACAACAAUAACCAGCGAUGCCAAACUGGCCAGCGGACAGCACUAUGCCAACACCACUACCACCACGAGCAGCAUCGUCAAGAUUUAAACUGCGUAGAAUUUUGCGGUUGUGCCGCUACAACUCUCCCUGGUUUGUUCGAGUCGUACCUUGUGUUGUAGGGCACGAUGUCUGACGUGUCGUCUCCACGUGCGGCAGACAUUCCUCGAAACAAAACGUCAGACACUGCACCGAACAACACGCAGUGGAAGACGGCAUGUAAACGUUUCAACACGGCCAUUUUUAUGUCCGUUUUUCGUUUCUAGGAUCGUAAAAGCCCCGCAGAACAAAAUGGUCCUUGUAUUGUGCUCAAUGGAGAAAAUGUCUUGAACAUUUGAGAAAAUCUCUGCUGUGAUCGUUUAAGUUUUUGUACAAAUAUUUUUGCUUUUCAGGGUUUAUUUGGGUGGGCGCUACAGUGCAACAAAGUCUGUGCUGGUUGGAGACAUGUGAAAUAAUGUCUAAGUUUUGGCCACGGGGGUUUGUACAAAUAGUUGUUUUUGUAAAAUCUUUUAUUUACGUUAACAUUUUUUUUUAGUAUUUGGUUUGCCCUACAGUGCAAAAACAAAUGAAAUUUGCACGAGGUCACGUGGCCUACUUAUUGCGAGUGCCCCACUAUUUUUGAGUUUUUUAUUUUACGAAAAAAAAGUUUCUUACGUUUUUUUACAUAUUAAUAUUACGGCCGUUUAGAAUUAUUACGGUUAACUGAAGUGGUUAUCGUCGCUCGUAAAAAAGGGCAAAAAAAUAAAAAAAAUUGUUGCGGAAAUAAGGGGGGGGGGGGGUGCAUGUGGGUUUUUUUUCUUUGCCCGUGUGUAGCAAUCGCUCAAAUUUGAGAACGCGUUAGUGCGGCCAUGGAUGUUUGUUUUGGUGGGAAACGCUGUGUCCAAUUUGUGAAGAUUAAUUCGGGUGGCCACGCAGCGCGAGACUUUAAAUGCUUCAGGUGUUUGCUUGAAGAUUGAGAACUGCUGCAAAUGUGCCUCGGUAUAGUUUGUCGCUUGUGCGGGAGUUGUUUUGUGUUGCCUGUUCCCCAUGUUGAAUGGUGCUGCAGUUUAACUGACAUCUGCAUUUAUUCAAUACCAUUUUAUAUGUUUACAUUACCGCUUUUUUAUUGAAACCAACUUUAUGUUUUUUGAAUUAUUACCACCCUUGUGAUGCUUUAUUAUUACAAUAUCAAUGUUAAUUGCAGUUGCGCUGAUUUUGACAUUUGUAUUUUUUUACUUAUUUAUUUGUAUAUUUAUAUUUUCCUUUGGGAACUAAUUUAAAACCGUUUUUAUUUGCUACUUACAGCUUCAACAUUUUGUUUGUCAUCGCGUUGGUUGAUCGUCUUAUUGCGUGGUGCAGAAUUUGUCUUGAAAGGGGGAAAAGUCAAUCAACAAUUUUUAAACAAACCAAGAAUAUCAAUUGGACCUAAAAGCAAUGACAUAUUAAUCUCAAGUUUUUUUGUUUAAAAUUUUCAGCAGAAGUGGCAUAAAUCAAUACACAAGUCUGCACCAUAACUCUUCCUAAGACUCGGAAUCUGCAUCUCCUAAAUCCUAGAAGUCUCAACUGAUGCACCAACCCAAGGCUUGCUAGCUUGGGUUAUGGUACGUUUUAAUUUGUUUUUUGGCUUGGCAAAUUUGAUUAUCCGUAUUUAUGUAUUUGCAGCAAUCGGACAUGGCUUGGUUAAAUAAUCCCUUGCAAAGACUACACGUGACUUGGGAGAUUAAGUCACAAUUCAAGAGGAACGAAUUUCCACCUUAAAGUCAAUGGUGCAAUAUAUUUGUCUCGAGUUGCAACUGUAUUAUAAACCCACACGUAGCAUGUGUUAUGUAUACAACACAGCAUGUAAAUAUAUGCAGCAUAUAUCUAUUUUACGUGGCGUUACAGGCUCUCUUCCACCAGAGAAAAAUCCUCGCCCUAAACAUUCCAUCAAUAUAGACAAACCUUCCUCAAGCAAUUUGCAUCAGCUGUUUACCACCAAGCCUAUUUUCAAACUAAUAAUAGGAAAAAAAUCAAACUUGGCAGUGACUGUUCAAGAUAGUGGGGAAAUUGAGUUAAUUUUGCUAACGGUUACUUUGGGACUUUUGUUCUAUAAAAUAGUUGAGUAUAGCCAGGUAGCAUGUGACCAAAACCCUUUAUGGCCAUUGGCUGACCUCUUGUAAAUCACUAUCCAAUUUUGGUGACUCGCAAGACGGUCCAGGGAAAGUUCUCUUAUCCAUGAUUCUGUGAUGGACCAAUAUCAUGGAUCCUAUUAGUCGCGGUGUUAUCCAGAAUUAUUUGUAGGAAAUGGUUGCGGAUGAUGAGGUUUUUGUGGACUCGUGCAGAUAAUACGAGUCGUGGAUAAUAGGACCACGGAUAAGAGGAGUUCUGUGGUUGUGUUCAGAGCACCAGUGUUUCGAACAGAGCUGCAGUGUUAUUGUUGGUGCAUUAUUAUCCAAAAGCACUGCGCACGUGAAUUGCGUUUGGGUUUUUUCAGUAAAUCUAUGCUAAGUUUCUCAUUCAAGUUUUCCCAUUAAACGUGGCGUGGGCAUUACCUAAUAUACAUAACUGCUUGAGAAUAUGUGGUGUCUGGUCUGCCUUGUAUCGAUAGUGUAGUUAUGCUAUAUCCUUCAAAUGUGACUCGUUCACCUGUUUUUGUCGUCUCUACUAUCACUGAAACGUAGGCGCCCAUCCGAUUUCAUGAAAUGCAACGAAUGCCAUCAAUUCGCCCAAAUGCGGUGUGGCGUGCGAUCGGUGAGGUUCAAGAAUCGCUAUUCAAGGAGGUCAUGGAAUGGAGCUGAGUGUGAUUGCACCAACCUGGAAGGUGGCGAUCGUGUUUGUUUUGGCCAUAGCCAAAAAUUGAGUGGACGUAAUAAGGAAAACGAAUUUCCUGGAAUAACAGUACAAUUCUAAUCGAGCGACACUGGAAUGAAUGACAAACAAAGUGGACAAGAAUGCAAAACAUGGAUUCGCGACCACAAUCUGGGGCGUGAAAUUUUAGAUGCCAUGAAGAGGGCUUAAGGUGUUUGACUUGGGCAUGAAGUUUUAUGACCUGGGAUGGAGGGGGAAGACUUCUUUUUGAGGUGUGACAUUUUUAUACGAGAACCUGGAACGUGAUUUGAGAGGGACGCCACUUUGGGCACGAACAUUUGAAGUGUGAAAUGAAACCAGAAUCUUGAGAUUUAAAUGUGACUUGAUGUCAGGUGUGCAUCUGAAGACACUGCCUGCGCAGAUGAGACGCGCGGAAUGGAGAUGCAAGGCUUCAAGUCGUGGGUGGAGUGCGUAAAUGAGAGAUGUGGAUCGCAGAAGGGGGAACUCGAGUCGUGGUGUCCAUCGCACAGCGAAGAUGAACCGAGGGGAGCGUUUAUGGUGGGAACAUGGCAGUGAAAGGUGGAGUGUCUGUGAAGGUGGACCUCGUAGUUGACACUUGAAGGAGGCAGCGGAGGUUGAGCAAUAUAUCACCAAUGGACAAUUGCUUUGUAAUGGAGCAGUGGAUGGAAAAUGUCUGGAGGUGCAUAUUGUGUUUAACGUGCGCUGUAGCAAUUUAGUACAUCUUGGUACUGUGUGAAACAUUUGUAAGUGGGCUCUGGACAGUGGUUUGCUCAACAUUGGAGAAAAUGUUUUGCAGUAUUAAAGUGCCAUUUCUGUAUAAUCUCUAUAAAAUCCAAUGCUGAAUGCGUGUUCGUCUUAUGAAUUGUAAAUCUAAAUACCAAAUGAUGUACUUUGUAAUAUUAUGCAAUUCCCUUUGUGCGUUGUAACUUGCAUAUUUGUCAACUUGCAAUUGUCCCUAGUUCGUGUCUACAAAAUUAACAUUGGAAUGUGUUAAAAAAAAUCCAUAAAAAUGGUCUUCGGGCUUAUGUGAGCUACAGAAUGUAAUGUCGAUUACCUAUCAGUGUUACCAAUUGUAAUGCCGUUUGCACACUUAACCUCUGUGUAUGCACACUACGAAAUGUGGUGUCCAUUCCCUAUUAGCGCUACGGAAUCUAAUGUCGGUCUGUGUACCUUUAUAAAAUGCAAUAUUACACACUUUAUAACGCAGUGAAGUCAAUUGUGGUACAAUCCGCAUUAUCGUACAAUAAAUGUCCUCAAGAUAAGCUAAAAAGUUAUCUUAAAUCGCCUCACGGAAUGUACUUUAUUGUAUUCACUUUACCGUACGCGCUUAUCAGCACUAUGAAUUCCAAACGCGUCGGUCAGUGUGAGCUAUGAAAUUAACUCCGUUGAAUUAAACUCU
Messenger RNA from Lethenteron reissneri (Far Eastern brook lamprey), 6690 nucleotides. Its product is annotated as R-spondin-3-like. Lineage: Eukaryota; Metazoa; Chordata; Hyperoartia; Petromyzontiformes; Petromyzontidae. The record is from RefSeq and is a predicted model, not a curated record.